AUGUCCGUGGACAGCCACUCUUCAAACCAGUCGCCAUCAGAUGACGUUAUAUCAGACGGAGGGUCAACCAGGGGUACCAAGCCCCUUCAGAAUGUGUUUCGGGUCUCUGUUAUAGGCAAGAAGCAGAUAUCAGGCUAUCAUCCGCGCCGGAGUCACAAAAAAUCUCGUGGGGGCUGCGUGAUCUAAGUGGAGGUUUCGCAAAGUGGAAAUUUGAGCAAUGACUCGCCAACGCUUCACGACCCGACGGGUGCCUUCUUUUCUCUCUCCCUCGAUAAUGUGACGCGAAAGAUCGAAGACGUUCUUGCAUUUGAUGUCAAGUGUAAUCCAACUCUGUUACAAAGCAAGGGCGUGGUUCACCCGAUGAGCACUGUGGCUUUCCAUCAUUUUAUCCAGCGCUCAUCAGAGACCAUUGUUAAUCCUGGUAUCCGAGCCGUAAUGAGGACAGACGUGAUCCGUGUCGCUUUUACUAGCGACUACUUAAUGUACACCAUUUUGGGGGUUGGUAUGCUUCAUCUCAACCGGGUAUCACCGACCAGGGAACGAGCUUUUGCAGAAUCAUAUUUCUGGCAAUACGCUAUCAAGCUCUACCAAGCAGCAUUGUGCUCAACAGUAAGCAGGCAGAAUGUCGAUGCUCUGCUAUCUAGCUGCAUGCUGAUGGGCGUGAUGACAAUCUGUCCCGAGAAUUUCCAAUCUACGGAUUCUUGGGUUCUUACCAACCGGCCAGAAGCUAUGAACUGGCUUUGUCUCCAGAGUGGACUCCGGACAAUCAUCAUCCUAGCGGCGCCGUUUAUCCCGGAUAGCAUCUGGGGGACUGUAUUCGGAGAUAUUGAUAAAGAAGCGCGGACGAUUUUUGACGUCGCGGAGCAGGGGCGCGAUGGGUUAGACCCGGCACUUGCAGAUCUUUGCGAGAUUGACGAUCUUACGACAGAAAUGACAAGCAUUUAUUACAGUCCUCUUCGCAUGCUUACCCCUCUGAUGAAGCUGGAAAGGAACGCAUCAAAUGCCGGUCAUUGUGCGUCUUUCAUGGGUCGCUUGGAGUGCGACUUCCUGAACCUGCUACGAAAACGAGAUCCCCCAGCACUCAUCAUACUAGCACAUUGGAUGGGACUGAUGUGCUUGCUAUCUGAGUGGCAACCGUGGAUCGAAGGAAGGAUUAGACAAGAGUGUGUUGCUAUUUCAGAUGCAUGUGGAUACCAGCUCAGUUGCACAUAA
Messenger RNA from Penicillium macrosclerotiorum, 1212 nucleotides. RefSeq lists its product as uncharacterized. Gene Ontology annotation, molecular function: DNA-binding transcription factor activity, RNA polymerase II-specific. Gene Ontology annotation, biological process: regulation of transcription by RNA polymerase II. Bases 361 to 1212 code for a protein of 283 amino acids. NCBI's taxonomy places the organism in Eukaryota, Fungi, Ascomycota, Eurotiomycetes, Eurotiales, Aspergillaceae. The transcript is spliced from 4 exons. The record is from RefSeq and is a predicted model, not a curated record.